Molecule: messenger RNA, 2507 nt
Organism: Dendronephthya gigantea
Lineage: Eukaryota; Metazoa; Cnidaria; Anthozoa; Malacalcyonacea; Nephtheidae
Product: GTP 3',8-cyclase, mitochondrial-like
Exons: 11
Coding region: 161-2050 (629 amino acids)
Biological process (GO): Mo-molybdopterin cofactor biosynthetic process
Molecular function (GO): metal ion binding; GTP 3',8'-cyclase activity; cyclic pyranopterin monophosphate synthase activity
Source: RefSeq, a predicted model, not a curated record
UUUAAAAAUUGCAAGAAUUUUCGCUGGAAAGAAUUUCCACGCAAAAUUUUAACGUUUUUGCUAUUUUAUUUAGAAUUUACUUCCUUUGGUGGCCAAGGCGAUUGUAGUAAAUCUACAGCCGCCGGUUUUGUGAAAAUUUCUGCGCAUCGUCGAUGUAUAAAUGUUUAAAGCAAGCGGACUAGUCGACAUCUGCUGCAGGGGUUUCACGAGAGGUUUGAAGCAGGUCAGGCUUUCCAGACCUUGUAGUGCAUUGUCUAGUGACGAGCAAGUUCAAAAGAAUGCUUAUAUCGAUUACCAAGAGUCCCAACAUGGUUCAGCACUCACCGACACAUUUGGUCGCAAACACACAUAUUUAAGAGUAUCUCUAAAUGAAAUUUGUAAUUUGAGAUGUCAGUAUUGUAUGCCAGAGGAGGGUGUCGCAUUAACACCAAGAGAUCAGUUGUUAACAACAGAUGAAGUGAUCAGCUUGAGUAAAUUGUUUGUCAAUGAGGGAGUGCAGAAAAUUCGGCUCACGGGUGGGGAACCCUUGCUACGGAAAGAUAUUGUUACAAUUUGUGAACGACUUUCCGAGUUACCCAACUUGCAAGAUAUUGCUAUGACGACAAAUGGUGUAACAUUGUCAAGAAAACUCCCAGCUUUGCAGAAGGCUGGAUUGAACUUACUCAAUAUCAGCUUAGAUACAUUGAUACCUGCAAAAUUUGAGUUUAUCACGAGGAGAAACCAAAAUGGAUGGUAUAAAGUGAUGAAGUCUAUAAGUAUGGCUGUGGACCUUGGUUUUUUCCCUUUGAAGGUAAACUGUGUUGUAAUGAAAGGUUUAAAUGAUGAUGAAAUUUGUGAUUUUGUUGAGCUGACAAGAGAUAUGCCAGUUGACGUGAGGUUCAUUGAAUACAUGCCUUUUGAUGGCAAUAAAUGGAAUUUUCAAAAGUUUGUUUCAUAUCAAGAAAUGCUCAACAUUAUCAAAGAAAGGUGGCCUGAUAUAAAACGACGAAAUGACAGUGCGAAUGAUACUUCUAAGGCAUACAAAGUUCCUGGUUACGCUGGUCAGAUUGGCUUUGUAACCUCCAUGAGUGAACAUUUCUGUGGUAGUUGUAACAGGUUACGAAUCACAGCUGAUGGGAAUCUAAAGGUUUGUCUAUUUGGAAAUGCUGAAGUAAGUUUACGUGACCUGUUACGAUCUGGCGCCAGCGAACAUGAACUUGUUGACGUCAUCUCAGCCGCUGUUCAACGCAAAAAGAAGCAACAUGCUGGCAUGUUCAACAUUGCGAAACAAAGAAACAGACCCAUGAUUCUCAUUGAUCCCGCCAUUUUUGCGAUUGGGUGGUUUCCACCGUUAAAAGCGACCUGGACUAAGGAAUUUUAUGCUUCUCGAAUUGAUAUCCACGACAAAUUUACGAAAUUCAAUUAUAUUUUUACUGAAAACUUUCGUGGCCUUCAACGAACUGACAAUCUUAACUUCAUGGCUUCCGGAAUGAUUCAGAGAAGGCCAGAAACAUUCAACAGGUUUUUACAUCGACAAUUCACGACAACUGUUGUGAAUAUUGGUAGCAAGGAAGAAAAAACAACGGCUGACAGCCUAACACACGUUAACCAAGAGGGAAAAGCGAGCAUGGUUGAUGUUGGAGGCAAAGACGAAACCUGUCGUUAUGCCUUUGCCAAAGCUAAAGUCAUACUUGGAGAGAGUGUGUUUGAGUUGGUCAAAGAAAACAAAAUGAAUAAAGGAGAUGUUCUCAACGUUGCAAAGAUUGCAGGUAUCAUGGCGGCAAAACAAACAGCGACAUUAAUUCCACUUUGUCAUAAUAUUCCUUUGACCAGUAUCAAGAUUGAUUUGCUGUUGGAAGAGCUCACACAUAGUGUUGCUAUUGAAGGGAAAGUGAAGUGUUAUGGAAAGACUGGUGUGGAGAUGGAAGCGCUGACGUGUGUUAGUGUUGCCGCACUUACUGUGUAUGAUAUGUGCAAGGCUGUAUCGAAGGAAAUAGUCAUUACAGAUGUACAUCUUGUUGAAAAGCAGGGUGGGAAGUCAGGGUUGUUUGUGCAAAAACCUCGUAACUAGUGAAGAGAGUGAAAAAACUUCAUCUGGUUUAUUUUGACUGUUAUUUGACAUGCAGAAUAUUUUGAGCAUGUCUAUCUUUUUAAUAUAUUCACCAUUCUUUCACCAUUCGGUUUGGGUGGAACGUUUUUAUAAUCUAUGCAAGCAUUGUGUCCCCUCCCCUCUCAAAUCACACGCCUAGAGCAAAUAAAUAUAUCACGAAUCAAUUGAUAUGUCACAUAAUGAAUGAUCUAUAUUAAUUAAACAUCAACAUUAAACGGAAACAGCAUUGUAGCGUUGCUUAAUUAUGUAAUUUUUUGUAAUCCUUUAGUUAUAUUAAUAUCGCUCUUAACUCUAAACUAAACAACAUUAUUGGUAAAAGACUUUGUUUCCCUAUAUUCUGAUACUAGCCUUGUUUUAGUUGGAAACCCAACGCCUGUCCCAUCACAUUUGCUUCAAAUUCUUAUAUUCAAACUUUCUU